AGCCCUGAACAAAAUGUUUGUAUACAACCACAAGCAGUCAGAGUGGAGGGAGCUGGCUGCCAUGAAGACAGCCAGAGCCAUGUUCGGAGCUGUCAUUUACAACGGAAAGAUUGUGGUGGCCGGUGGAGUCAACGAGGAAGGCCUCACUGCUGCAUCUGAAGUCUACGACUUUGGAACAAAGGAGGAGGGUAAACGUUAUUAGUCAUCUUGAGUCAGGAUGGCCUUAAUUAUAAAGAGUCCCCCUGAUGCUAUCCCUAAUGACCUUCUUUCGCAGAUGGGAGACGUUCACAGACUUUCCCCAGGAGAGGAGCUCAGUGAACCUGCUGAGCAGUGAGGGGGCCCUGUACGCCGUUGGGGGCUUCACCAUCAUCCAGAAUCACAACAAGGAGGUGGUCCCCGCAGAGGUCACUGAUGUUUGGCAGUACGAAGAGGACAAGAAGGAAUGGAGCGGGAUGCUGAGGGAGAUGCGUUAUGCCGCUGGCUCCUCCUGUGUGUCCCWGCGCCUCAAUGCUGCCAAGAUGCCCAAACUCUAGACCCUCGCUGCGCCAUCAUGAUUCCCCAUGAUGCCCUCUGUCUGCCCGGAUUAUCAUCAUCUUCUCUGGGUAGUCUUUCCAUUUCAGUAAUAGAGGGGGUGUCACCGUCACAUGACAACUCAAAUGUAGACUCUUAUUGGUUGAAUGUGUCGAGAGUUUCUUUUUGUCUCUUUAUGAUCUCAGGUGAUUUUCUAUACAAUAAAAACAACAUCUACUUUGCUUCAGUGAAGACCACAUUAGUAUAUUAGUUUCCCUCACUAUCGAGUAACCCACAACGUGUAUUUAACUAGCUUUUUUGUAAAGUAAACAUUUGUUAAAAAACUCCUGUUAUGGUUGAUUUGAAUUUGGAGUAACAGUAGUCGCCAUUUUUCAUGGCUAGUUUAGUUGAAGGAUUAACCCCUUUUUUUCCCUUUUCGUCUAAAAU
This is a messenger RNA of Salvelinus sp. IW2-2015, 957 nucleotides long. Lineage: Eukaryota; Metazoa; Chordata; Actinopteri; Salmoniformes; Salmonidae. The record is from RefSeq and is a predicted model, not a curated record.